AGCGAAUAUCGAGUCUUGAAUAGAAACUUGAUGAAUGUAGGUAAAAGGUCACUGUCUGACGACAAGCUGUUCUCAGGCGCGCAGUAACGAGCGGAGCAUAUUGACCUUCUUCGAUUUUAUAUAAACUUACAAUAAUGUCGCUCUUACGAGGUGUGUUUAUUGUUUCGGCUAAGAGGACUCCCUUUGGGACAUUUGGUGGUGUUCUUAAAGACCACAGUGCUACAGACUUGGCUGAGCACGCUGCUAAAAGUGCCCUUGCUGCUGCGAAUGUAGCUCCAGAACUAAUUAACAGUGUCAUCAUGGGUAAUGUCAUGCAGAGCUCUGCAGAUGCUAUCUACAUUACACGUCAUGUGGGCCUCAGGUGCAGUGUGCCAGUAGCAGUUCCUGCUCUGACCGUGAACCGCCUUUGUGGAUCAGGGUUCCAGUCUAUCAUCAGCGGCGCUCAGGAGAUCUGCCUUAAAGAGUCAGAGAUUGUACUCUGUGGAGGGUCAGAAAGCAUGAGUCAGGCCCCUUACGCGGUGCGCAACAUCCGUUUCGGCACCAGGUUUGGCACUGAUUUGAAGCUUGAGGACACACUGUGGGCAGGACUCACAGAUCCUCACAUAAAUACCGCUAUGGGCAUGACAGCAGAAAAUCUGGCAGAAAAAUACCAGAUUACACGAGAGGAUUGUGACCAGUAUGCCUACCGGACACAGCAGAAGUGGAAAGCUGCUCAUGAGGCCAGCUACUACAAUGCUGAAAUUGCACCUGUUGAUGUAAAGGCAAAGAAAGGGAAAGUGGUUAUGACCCAAGAUGAACAUCCUCGUCCACAAACUACGCUGGAGCAGAUGGCGAAGCUGCCACCUGUGUUCAAGAAAGGGGGCACAGUCACUGCUGCCAAUGCUUCGGGUGUGUCAGAUGGAGCUGCUGCUGUGGUGUUAGCUAGUGAGGAUGCCCUUAAGGAGCACAAGCUCACUCCAUUGGCUAGAAUUGUAGCAUAUCACGUCUCAGGCUGUGACCCUACAAUCAUGGGCAUUGGUCCAGUACCUGCUAUAACAGAGGCUCUGAAGAAAGCAGGGCUUACUUUGAAUGACAUGGACUUAGUAGAGGUGAAUGAAGCAUUCGCUGCCCAGUAUUUAGCAGUUGUUAAAGCUUUAGGGCUAGACCCAGAAAAGACUAACGUCAAUGGAGGAGCCAUUGCAAUUGGCCACCCACUAGGAGCCUCUGGGUCCAGAAUCACUGCACACUUGGUUCAUGAGCUCAGGCGGCGAGGUGGCAAGUAUGCAGUGGGCUCAGCCUGUAUUGGUGGUGGCCAGGGGAUUGCAGUAAUUCUGGAAAAUACCCAUUGAGCAAAAAGAGAAACAUGCAUUGAGCAAAAUGGAUCCAAAAUAUGUAAUCAGGGACUGAAAAGUCUUUAGAUGUUGUAAUUACCAAUAUUCAUAUAUUCAUACAUUUCUAGCAGAUUUUUUGACAUAUAUUAAAGAAUGCAUUCAUAACACUUUACAUAAUGAUAGUCACUGUAUUAAGGUGUAUUCUUUACCAGAAAUGUACAAGUAAAUAAACAUGUGUCCAGACGUAUUUUUCAAAGUUUUUCUAGGAAUUCAACAGCAAAGCUUGUACAAUAUCCUUUGCUGUGCCAGUGUAUAGGCUUUAUAAGACCUUAAAAGUACUUCAGAAGUAUUAAGAACAUUGUGCUUUUAAUGUAAUUGGACUAAUUUAUAGUAACGUAGGGAGUAAUGAGGAGUAAAGUGCCUGUUUUUCAUUUUUGACUAUUAACAGUGCAUGCACUGAAUGCCUUUUUAACUCACUCGCUUCAAUCUGAUAUAGUUGUAACAUAAUCACUCCAGUGUGAGGCACAUGCUGUACCUCAUAGACCGAGACUCUGGAAAACCUGUGAUGCCUUCUGGAUUCAUGAUAAUAAAAGUUUAAUAUCUAAGUAUUUAAAGAGCCUUGUCAAUGCACAAAUAAAGAAAAAAAUGAGUAUCCACUGUA
Molecule: messenger RNA, 1971 nt
Organism: Pangasianodon hypophthalmus (striped catfish)
Lineage: Eukaryota; Metazoa; Chordata; Actinopteri; Siluriformes; Pangasiidae
Gene: acaa2
Product: acetyl-CoA acyltransferase 2
Exons: 10
Coding region: 135-1328 (397 amino acids)
Biological process (GO): fatty acid beta-oxidation
Molecular function (GO): acetyl-CoA C-acetyltransferase activity
Source: RefSeq, a predicted model, not a curated record